Molecule: messenger RNA, 1460 nt
Organism: Python bivittatus (Burmese python)
Lineage: Eukaryota; Metazoa; Chordata; Lepidosauria; Squamata; Pythonidae
Gene: CATIP
Product: ciliogenesis associated TTC17 interacting protein
Biological process (GO): cilium organization; actin filament polymerization
Source: RefSeq, a predicted model, not a curated record
CAUUUCUCCACCAUGCAAAAAAAGACAUUGAAAGGAGCAACAGAAGAUAAACUAAUAGAAAGAAUUCCAAUUGCCAGCAAGGAGGCAGUGGACUUCCUUUCACUCAUUGAAAUAAAAGAGAUUCAACCCUGCCUUUUUGAAGAAUCACUGGUGACUAUUUCAGAGACUGGAGAGACUAUAGGGACGUUUGACAUCUCGGUGAAGUGGGCCUGCUAUUCGCUGGAUGACUGGCAAGAGGAAGACUGUUUCCUGGUCCAUGCAAAUAGCAAAGGGACCAUUGAUGGGGUACCUUGCAAAACCUCCCUUACAGGAUAUGUAACAAAGAAACUGGAGAUUUUGGAGCAGCACACUCAGGAAAGUGUGAGGUUCAGAGAUCAUCCAGUGGAAACCAGGACCCAAGUGGUGAAGCAGCAUGGCCAGCUUUGUGUGACCAAAACCGUAGUGGAAAGAGAUGAAGAGAUCCACGUCGACACAUUUUCUUACAGAUGCGCACAACUUCAGGGCCUCAUCUCAGAAUCUGCCAACUUCCUGGUGCUGCGAGUGAUGGCCAGGAGGCAGUCCUUGCCACGAGAUGCUAUUUUCCUCUCAUUUGACUCUGACCAGCACAUCUGUACCUCUACCUACAAUACCCUUGGCUUCCAGAAGCAGCAAGUGAAAAAAGAGGAAGUGAAUGUGUUUGUGAUUGAAAGGACUGUACACUCUGUGGAGGUCCCCCCACUGAACUGGCAGUUCUGCUUCCUACCAGAUGGGCAUUUAUCUCGCCGUGUACAAAUUGGAUCCCCGGCCACCAUGGUGAUCCUGAAGAUGCCCAUUUUGAUUGACAAAGAUGAACCAGACCCUCGUCCCAUCUUUGAAAAAGUCCUCUUAGACUGGGAAGAGGAUCCUGAAUUAUAUUCCAAGUUCUUAGACAGAAAGGAAGAGCUACAAGCAAGCCAUGCUACCUAUGUGCGUCGCCAUCCAGAACUCAGUGCCUUGCUGGCAGAUUUCUUGCAACUGCUUCUCCUUCGCAAGCCCGAUGAUGUGGUCACCUUUGCCGCUGAAUUCUUUGCCCCCUUUUCUGCCCAACAGCCGCCAUGCAGAUCAUUUCAGUCAUCUGACAGGCCCAGCCCCUUUCGCAGCCAUGUCUAAAGUGACUGCAGCAAAAAUAAUAAAGAUCCAGGGAAUAACUCGGGAAUUUGGGAGAGCUAUUUCUGGAAGCUGUUGGAGUGCCUUGUCUAGAGAGUUCUACGGUCCCCCCUUUACCAUGAAUGGUGGAAACUCCAUUUUGGCCAUCCUGUCUCUCAAAUGGUGUUUGGAGUGCUUCUGCAAGUAAAAGCUGCUGAGCUACUGAGGCUGUAUUUGGGGAGACAGUGCUUAUAGUAUUGUACUAUAUUGUAUUUUAAUCAAAAAUGAUGGGCAGCAAUGCCAAACUCUAUAAACAGCCUUUUGUUGUUAAAGAAAUUAACCACCUAAAAAAACUA